AUGGAGGAAAUCAAAGAUUCUCCAGACUACAACUGGUUCAGAAGCACAGUACCACUGAAAAGAAUUAUUGUUGACGAUGAUGACAGCAAAGUGUGGUCCUUGUACGACGCGGGCCCAAAGAGCAUUAGGUGCCCCAUUGUGUUCAUUCCGCCCGUCAGCGGGACUGCAGAAGUGUUCUUCCAACAGAUGUUGGCUUUGACAGGCUGGGGCUACAGAGUCAUAUCACUUCAGUAUCCAGUAUACUGGGAUCUCACGGAGUUCUGUGAUGGAUUUAGGAAGCUUCUCGAUCAUCUACAGUUAGAUAAGGUCCAUAUUUUUGGCGCAUCCUUGGGUGGCUUCCUGGCCCAGAAGUUUGCAGAAUUUACAUGCAAGUCCCCCAGAGUGCACUCUUUGAUACUGUGUAAUUCAUUCAGUGAUACCUCAAUCUUUAACCAGACAUGGACAGCGAACAGUUUUUGGUUGAUGCCAGCUUUCAUGUUGAAAAAGAUUGUCCUCGCCAACUUUGCUAAAGGACCUGUAGACCCAGAAAUGGCCGGUGCAAUUGACUUCAUGGUUGAUAGGCUGGAGAGCCUGAACCAGAGAGAACUGGCAUCCAGGUUAACACUUAACUGUCAGAACUCCUAUGUGGAGCCACACAAAAUAAUGGAUGUCGCUAUGACUAUUAUAGAUGUUUUUGAUCAGAGUGCACUCUCUUUAGAAGCAAAGGAAGAGAUGUAUAAAUUGUUUCCAAAUGCCAAAAGAGCUCAUCUGAAAACCGGUGGGAACUUCCCUUACCUUUGCCGAAGUGCUGACGUAAACCUCUACAUUCAGAUACAUCUGCGUCAGUUCCACGGGACAAGACACGCUGCCAUCGACCCAGCGAUGGUGAGUGCUGAGGAGCUGGAGGUCCAGAAGUGCCACUUGAAUACAUGCCAAGAUUCAGAUGAGGAGCAAUAA
Molecule: messenger RNA, 936 nt
Organism: Nerophis lumbriciformis (worm pipefish)
Lineage: Eukaryota; Metazoa; Chordata; Actinopteri; Syngnathiformes; Syngnathidae
Source: RefSeq, a predicted model, not a curated record